CAAAAAUUCAAAGACUUUCGUUUGCGAGUUCGAAUAGAAGAUGGUGCUCUGAUUCGCGAGACCAUCUCCCUGUCAGCAUGUUGGGAAUCAAUUACCCAAGUAGUGACGAGGAGGAUGUCGAGGCGACCCCUAAUAUUCAGCCAAAGGCCGAGCAGUCAACCCAGGAAGAUAGCUGCGCAACACUCCAAACCCAUCCAAGACCCUCAAGUCCUGCCCGCAGUGGUCCUGAUCAAGGGCCUUCAGUUACUCCUGCGUCCAGAGAUACUGAUGCAGGAGGAACUGCUUCCACACCUCAAUCACCAUACUCAUCAUAUCGAUCGAUCGUGCAGAACAUCACGCUCCCUACCGUCCCCAAUUUUGACAUCCCUCCAUCGCCUCCUGGCUCACCUCUCUUGGGGCCAACCAAGAAAUUUGCGCUGUUUCUUGACAUGAAGAGGAAAGGUCAGCAUUUCAACAAACGAAUGGCGGGGUCAUCUGCCCUACAAAAUCCGGCUCAUUUCCAGAAGUUAAUGGGAUUCGCGGGAUUGAAGGAUGAAGAUCAAUAUGCAUCUACAUUACCUGUAGGUGCCGCGGUCCCCACUGCUUUCCCAAAGUCAGCAUAUGUGGAGCAAUUAGCGCAAUCACAGAAGGAAAUUACGAAAGCGAAGGAGAAGGACAAAGCUAGAGUGCAAAGAGAAGCUAUCGACUUUGUUCCCUCAACCAACUCUAGCGAGAGCCGCAAACCCGCAAUGUUACCAGGAAGAGGGUCAUCUCAGAGCGCAACUGAAAGAGUCAUGGCGAGUCUAGAUAGAGAGAGGUCGAGCUCGGCUUCUUCACACGACCGAGAUAAACGAAGAGAGCCUGAUCGAAGAGGGGGGAGAGACGACCGUCCGUCAAAGGGUAGGCAGCGGAGCCGAUCAAGGUCACCUAAGCGGAGGCGCUCGAUGGAAAGGAACAGAGGGAGAGAGUCUCGGUGGGGUAUAUAGCUCUAGUGCGGAUUUCUGCUUAAUGGCUUCACGUGGCAACGGUUCGACUCGCUUUGGUAGUUGUCCUGGUUUAU
Molecule: messenger RNA, 1039 nt
Organism: Lindgomyces ingoldianus
Lineage: Eukaryota; Fungi; Ascomycota; Dothideomycetes; Pleosporales; Lindgomycetaceae
Exons: 3
Coding region: 78-965 (295 amino acids)
Biological process (GO): regulation of DNA-templated transcription
Cellular component (GO): nucleus
Source: RefSeq, a predicted model, not a curated record